ACUGUCAAGUACAUGUUAUUCCAAUUUUUGUAGCUCGAAAUGACGGUUGAUAGGCAAAUUUUUGAUUUCAGUAAUCUGACGAACGUUUGCUGAAACCUAUCAGCAAACUGUAGUCAAAAUUUUCGAUAGCCGACAUUACUGAAUGUUCGGCAAUGCUUUGAACAUUGCUGGAAAUUCAGUAAAAGUCCGUCAAACACAGGGGGCGCUUGUGGCUGUCAAACUCCAUACAUUUUCCAUCUACCACUCAUUGAUUCUGAUACCAGCGUUUCUGGUACCCACUUUUUGGUUGGUUUGCCCUAAAACAAGUGAAAUAGAGUAAACGUCCGAUUUUUUUGGUAGACUUAUUUUCGAGUAAAUGUCGUUUUAGAUGAAAAAAAAACAAGAGCUCAACAUUUGUUUUCAGUACAAUGUGCACUUUCAAUGAAUAAGAUAAGUUUUGUAAGUGUUUGAAAUAAAAUAUUACCGCCGUGAUGAAUUUAUGAUUGGUAGGCAAAAUGUUGACGUUUAUAGGCCCCUGGUCAAACAUGAAUGACAUUUUACAUGGCUGAAAAUUUAGUAAAGUAGCGUCAAAAUGAAUGACAUUUCACAUUGCUGAAACGUUCAGUAAUAAUUUAUUGCUGAAACGAUUACUGAAGUUUCAGCGUGGCAAAAUUCAGUAAAAGUUAAAUGAAUUUCAGUAAAAAAAAUUUGGUAGUGUAAUCUUAUUUCUACUUUUGAAUCCGUUCUGAAGUAAGUUGAACCUGUUGAGGCAUAUUGCUUGAGCGGAGAAUACAAUUCAGAUGGGUCAAUUAAUGUAUCAUGAUCAUUGAUUGAUGACACAUUUGAUAAUAAGGAUAUUAUAGAUGUUGCUGCUGGGCACUCUGCCUCAGAUCAGCGUAACGCAAGGCCAACCCUGAAAGGCCCAACGAAAUGAGUGUCACUGAACGUCAAACUACUAUCGAAAUAAUAAAGAAACUAAGUAGAACGGAAGCAAAGUAGAUGAUCGAGAACAUCGAGUUGAGGAGUUAGAUUGAACCACUCGUGGUGUGAACAUCUUAAAAUACUUAUAAUUAAAACUUAGUGCUAUCUUAACCUAAAUGCUAUUAAACUACAUUAUUACUUAUAAACUAAAUUGGAAUUUUGGCCUUAAACCUAAAGAGGCGGUCACAGAGAGCUAGGUUAGAUCAUUGCAUCAAAUGUGCAGUCUGAGAUAACGUUAACCUACAAGUAAUUAUUGUAAACUUAUGUCUAAACUACAUGCAAUACCAAUAUGUACAAUUACAGCUGGAUUAAAAAUAUAAAAUAGGUCAGGUUGACCGUGAGCAACAAUCCGGUGAGAACACCGAAAGUUUUAAAGCUGCACUGAACCGUAAUUUGGUUGUUUGUGCUGCUAAGAACCCGGUGUUCGAAAUUCUCCACGAAAUUGCUCCUCGCUAACACAACUUUAAAACUUUCGUUCGACGAUGUUGCGAAUAACGAGUGAUCGCAAACGCCGGAUCCUAAAUAGAAUUGUCAUUGGCGAUGUUGCGAAUAGCAAAUCGCAAACACCAGAUUUAGGAAAAGCGGGAAGCUGCGUCAGCUGUUCGCGCUCCGAUUCCUAUGACAAUCUUGUCCAGUGUGACCAGUGUGACGAGUGGCGGCACAUGCGAUGUGCGGGAGUAACUGAAUCAAUUGCAGAUCAGUCAUGGGUAUGCCGCGGUUGUGUACCGCACAGUGUGAUUUCAUCUUCCAGUAGUAAAUCUGCACGUAUAGGUCUACGAAUUCAGCAGCUGGAGGAAGAGCGCGCAAUUCAGCAGCGCGAGUUGGAGGCAGAGAGAAAGGCAUUGGAGCAAGAGAGGAAAGCGAUACAAGAGAAAUAUAGGCUCCUGGAAGAGCAGUUAUCAAAUACGAGAGACGACGUUAGUAGUGGUAGCCGAGUGAGUCGGCAAUUGAGCAUGGGACGCGUUCGCAACGAACAAAUGAAGGAAGGUGCCGCAGCUGAAGCAGUAGAUGAGGAUGAACUACAUCAUCAAGAUGAUACCAAUAGGUCGGUGAUGAAUGGCAAGAAUAAUUUCAACGUACAGCAAAUACACCAAUCCAACCAACAGUCAACAAUAAUGGAAAAAUUUGAUAUGCAGAGGAAUCAGAGUGAUCACCCAGGUGACCGGAGGUAAGAUAAUCGAAGUCGGCAGCGGCACA
Molecule: messenger RNA, 2157 nt
Organism: Wyeomyia smithii (pitcher-plant mosquito)
Lineage: Eukaryota; Metazoa; Arthropoda; Insecta; Diptera; Culicidae
Exons: 2
Coding region: 1443-2132 (229 amino acids)
Source: RefSeq, a predicted model, not a curated record